Molecule: messenger RNA, 1708 nt
Organism: Mus pahari (shrew mouse)
Lineage: Eukaryota; Metazoa; Chordata; Mammalia; Rodentia; Muridae
Product: contactin-4
Exons: 10
Coding region: 462-1694 (410 amino acids)
Biological process (GO): cell-cell adhesion; brain development
Molecular function (GO): cell-cell adhesion mediator activity
Source: RefSeq, a predicted model, not a curated record
UUGAUUUCCUAAUCAGGUUUGAUGUGAGAGACCGGUUAUACAUGUAUGUGAUUCUCCCGGUGUGCGUCUUUGAUUCAUACGCUAAUUACGUCGAUCCUUUGGGGAGCACAACCACGGAGCUGGGUCCUCCUUGAUUAAUGUUGGCAGAGAGCCACACAGCGAGCGCGCGCGCAGGGGAGAGCAGCUCAGCAGCUUCAGUCCCAGCUGAGAAUAUGGUCCCAUUAUCUCCCAGCUGCCUAACCAAUCCAUAAGGGCCUGUUCUGCGUGGAUGAUCAGUGUAGUGGAAAGAGGGACUCGCUGAGAGCUGAAAUCUCUGUUUGAUUUGCUGUAACAUGUAAGAGGAACCGCGAAGUUGUACUUUACAGUCUAUUAAAGGUUGCACAAAGCUUAAAAGGAACAGAAGCAGCAGUUCUAUUCACUUGUUAUUGGACUUGAAACUCCUUUGACCUCGGAAGCUGAAGAUGAGGUUGCCAUGGGAACUGCUAGUGCUGCAGUCAUUCAUGUUGUGCCUUGCAGAUGACUACACACUGCAUGGCCCAGUUUUUGUUCAAGAACCAAGUCAUGUCAUGUUUCCUUUGGAUUCUGAAGAGAAAAAAGUGAAACUCAGUUGUGAAGUUAAAGGGAAUCCAAAGCCACACAUCAGGUGGAAGUUAAAUGGAACAGAUGUUGAUAUUGGUAUGGAUUUCCGCUACAGUGUUGUUGACGGCAGCUUGUUGAUCAAUAACCCCAAUAAAACCCAAGAUGCUGGAACGUACCAGUGCAUAGCAACAAACUCAUUUGGAACAAUUGUAAGCAGAGAAGCAAAGCUUCAGUUUGCUUAUCUUGAAAACUUUAAGACAAGAACGAGAAGCACAGUGUCAGUCCGUCGAGGUCAGGGAAUGGUCCUUCUGUGCGGCCCGCCACCCCAUUCUGGAGAGUUGAGCUAUGCCUGGAUCUUCAAUGAAUACCCUUCCUAUCAGGAUAACCGCCGCUUCGUUUCUCAAGAGACUGGGAAUCUGUAUAUUGCCAAAGUGGAAAAAUCUGAUGUUGGUAAUUACACCUGUGUGGUUACCAACACUGUGACCAACCACAAGGUCCUUGGACCACCCACACCACUAAUCCUGAGAAAUGAUGGGGUGAUGGGUGAAUAUGAGCCCAAAAUAGAAGUACAGUUUCCAGAAACCGUCCCAGCUGAGAAAGGAACAACAGUCAAACUGGAAUGUUUUGCCUUAGGAAACCCAGUCCCAACUAUUCUAUGGCGAAGAGCUGAUGGAAAGCCAAUAGCAAGGAAAGCCAGAAGACAUAAGUCAAAUGGAAUUCUGGAAAUUCCCAAUUUUCAGCAAGAAGAUGCUGGUUCAUAUGAAUGUGUGGCUGAAAACUCCAGAGGCAAAAAUGUAGCCAAGGGACAGUUGACUUUUUAUGCUCAACCUAACUGGGUUCAAAUAAUAAAUGAUAUCCACGUGGCCAUGGAAGAGAGUGUCUUCUGGGAAUGUAAAGCAAAUGGGAGGCCCAAGCCUACCUACAGAUGGCUAAAAAAUGGUGACCCACUGUUAACACGGGAUAGAAUACAAAUCGAGCAAGGAACACUCAACAUAACAAUAGUGAAUCUCUCAGAUGCUGGCAUGUACCAGUGUGUGGCAGAGAAUAAACAUGGAGUUAUCUUUUCCAGCGCUGAACUUAGUGUAAUAGGUGAGUCUUUAAAGUGGAAAGACUAAAAGAAGGAAAUCUC